AUGGGGCAAAUGAUUCCAGACCUCGCCGCCACCAGCAGGGCAUCGACCACCAAGAUCAAGCCAAACGGUAUCCCCAACGGCAUAAACACCGCCGGCAAGAAGUGCCAACACGACCCAACCUUCACCCAAAAGGUCAUCGCCGCCACCGGCCCCAACGCCAACCCCAGACUCGCCCAGAUAUUCCCAAGUCUAGUCCGCCACCUCCACGACUUUGCCCGCGAAGUCAAUCUCACAGUAGGAGAAUGGAGCGCCGCCGUCGACUUCCUGAACGACUGCGGCAAAAUGUCCUCCGACCGCCGCAACGAAACCCAACUCCUCUGCGACAUCCUCGGCCUAGAAUCCCUCGUCGACGAGAUCACCAGCAAACAGCUCGCCACAUCCACCACCCAAACCCCCUCCGCCAUCCUCGGCCCCUUCUACCGCAGCGACGCCCCCUUCCUCCCAAACGGCACCUCCAUCGUCCAGGGCCUUUCCCCUUCGGUUUCGUGGUACGAGAAAGCCCUAGAGGACUCGGCCUUUUUAUCCGGCAAGGUCCUCUCCACAGACGGCAAGCCGAUCGAAAACGCCGUCGUAGACGUCUGGCACACUGCGCCGAACGGGCUGUACGAGCAGCAGGAUUCUGACCAGCCAGAGAUGAAUUUCCGCGGGAGGUUCAGGACUGACCAGCAGGGGAGGUACGCGCUGUACGCGCUGAGACCGGUGCCGUAUCCCAUCCCGGAUGACGGGCCGGCCGGGAGGUUGCUCGGGUUGUUGGAUCGGCACCCGAACCGGCCGGGACAUAUCCACUUCAUUGUUAGCGCCGAGGGGCAUAGGACUUUGACGACGCAGUUGUAUGACAGCCGGGAUCGGUGGGUGGAUGAUGAUGCUGUUUUUGCUGUCAAGGAUGAGUUGGUUGUCAGGUUUGAGCCGAGGGAGGGGGAUCCGGGGGCGAGGUGGGAGUUGGGGUACGAUUUUAUUCUGGGGAGGUGUUGA
Podospora bellae-mahoneyi is the source of this 972-nucleotide messenger RNA. RefSeq lists its product as uncharacterized. Gene Ontology annotation, molecular function: ferric iron binding; catechol 1,2-dioxygenase activity. Bases 1 to 972 code for a protein of 323 amino acids. The record is from RefSeq and is a predicted model, not a curated record. The transcript has 2 exons. Gene Ontology annotation, biological process: catechol-containing compound metabolic process. Lineage: Eukaryota; Fungi; Ascomycota; Sordariomycetes; Sordariales; Podosporaceae.